CCGGUGCUGUACCGCUAGGAACGGGCGUAUUGAAAAAAAGAAGAGGUUCCCCACGAUCUGAUCAAACAGUUGCAAAUAUCCGGGAUUCUAUUGCAGUAUCGGAUUAGGCAGAACAGACCAGAAUCUCCUGAGAGAAAGUAUAACAAUUAUGAAACUGGCUUCGUGAAUUUUUUAUUUGUGUACUUUUAUUAUACACUUUCCUGUUUGUCUCUGUUUUUUUUCCAGAAACUGUCUCAGUAUGUUCAGACACAUCAGGAAUAAUAAUGUAUUUGUGGCCUUGGACGUGAAGCAAUCAGUCUUCUGUUGCUGUUAACUACCGUCAGGGACUGAUGUUGUGGGAAGCAUGGACCUAAUGAACGGGCAGGCAAGCAGUGUUAAUAUUGCUGCUACUGCUUCUGAGAAAAGUAGCAGUUCUGAGUCAUUAAGUGACAAAGGUUCUGAAUUGAAGAAAAGCUUUGAUGCUGUGGUGUUUGAUGUCCUUAAGGUUACACCAGAAGAAUAUGCGGGUCAGAUAACGCUAAUGGAUGUUCCAGUAUUCAAAGCCAUUCAACCAGAUGAGCUUUCAAGUUGUGGAUGGAAUAAAAAAGAAAAAUACAGUUCUGCACCAAAUGCAGUUGCCUUUACAAGAAGAUUUAAUCAUGUAAGCUUUUGGGUUGUUAGAGAGAUUCUUCAUGCUCAAACAUUAAAAAUUAGAGCAGAAGUUUUGAGCCACUAUAUUAAAACUGCUAAGAAACUAUACGAGCUGAAUAACCUUCAUGCACUUAUGGCAGUGGUUUCUGGCUUACAGAGUGCCCCAAUUUUCAGGUUGACUAAAACAUGGGCGUUAUUAAGUCGAAAAGACAAAACUACCUUUGAAAAAUUAGAAUAUGUAAUGAGUAAAGAAGAUAACUACAAAAGACUCAGAGACUAUAUAAGUAGCUUAAAGAUGACACCUUGCAUUCCCUAUUUAGGUAUCUACCUGUCAGAUUUAACAUACAUUGAUUCAGCAUACCCAUCAACUGGCAGCAUUCUAGAAAAUGAGCAAAGAUCAAAUUUGAUGAAUAACAUCCUUAGAAUAAUUUCUGAUUUACAGCAGUCCUGUGAAUAUGAUAUCCCCAUGUUGCCUCACGUCCAAAAAUACCUGAACUCCGUUCAGUAUAUAGAAGAACUACAAAAGUUUGUGGAAGAUGAUAAUUACAAGCUUUCAUUAAAGAUAGAACCAGGGACAAGCACACCACGUUCUGCUGCUUCCAGGGAGGAUUUAGUAGGUCCUGAAGUAGGAGCAUCUCCACAAAGUGGAAGAAAAAGUAUGGCAGCUGAAGGAGCCUUGCUACCACAGACACCACCAUCCCCUCGGAACCUGAUUCCACAUGGACAUAGGAAGUGCCAUAGCUUGGGUUAUAAUUUCAUUCAUAAAAUGAACACAGCAGAGUUUAAGAGUGCAACGUUCCCAAAUGCAGGGCCAAGACAUCUAUUAGAUGAUAGCGUCAUGGAGCCCCAUGCACCAUCUCGAGGCCAAGCUGAAAGCUCUACUCUUUCUAGUGGAAUAUCAAUAGGUAGCAGUGAUGGCUCUGAACUAAGUGAAGAGACUUCAUGGCCUGCUUUUGAAAGGAACAGAUUAUACCAUUCUCUCGGCCCGGUGACAAGAGUGGCACGAAAUGGCUAUCGAAGCCACAUGAAGGCCAGCAGUUCUGCAGAAUCAGAAGAUUUGGCAGUACAUUUAUAUCCUGGAGCUGUUACUAUUCAAGGUGUUCUCAGGAGAAAAACUUUGUUAAAAGAAGGCAAAAAGCCUACAGUAGCAUCUUGGACGAAAUAUUGGGCAGCUUUGUGUGGGACACAACUUUUCUACUAUGCUGCCAAAUCUCUAAAGGCUACAGAAAGAAAACACUUCAAAUCAACAUCAAAUAAGAACGUGUCUGUAGUAGGAUGGAUGGUGAUGAUGGCUGAUGACCCGGAACAUCCGGAUCUCUUCUUGCUGACUGACUCUGAGAAAGGAAAUUCAUACAAGUUUCAAGCUGGCAAUAGAAUGAAUGCAAUGCUGUGGUUUAAGCACUUGAGUGCAGCCUGCCAAAGUAACAAACAACAGGUUCCUACAAACUUGAUGACUUUUGAGUAAAAGCCUGAUAGAAAACAAGGUGAACUGUUAUCUUAAGUGAAAGCAAGGACCUGAUGAAAGAGCGCCAGCUAUAAACCAAUCCUGUGCCAGGAAGAGCCCAGAGGUUCCAUCUCAGCCUCUGGAGUUCUGAACCAAAAAAGCACUAAUUUCAGGGAAUGAAGUGAGAUAUUCCCAGAGAACAAAUUGGAGUUGCAAAACAAACUGCCAUGGACCAUGCUUCUUAUCUCUGAACUGACCUGUGGAAACCACUGCCUUAAAAGAAUGAAAGGAAAACCAACAUGAAACACCAAAUAGUGUGUGUGAAUCUUCUGGCGGUGCUGUGCUUGGAAUAGAUCGUAGCUAAUUUGCAUUUCUUUUAACUUUGUACUAAUUUUGGAGGGGAGAAUCACCUUUUUUUAGAUACACUUUAAAAAGAAAAACAUAUUUCUUAUGGGUUACAUUAGGAGCUGGUUUUGAAGUGAGGUGUAAAGCUACUCCAGCUUAGUAGGGUUCUACCAGCAGCCUAGCGGAAAGGUUUGCUUGAGCUUCCAUUAGUCUGCAGCCUCACUCGCUUUUUCACGGCAAGAGUGUAGGAAUUAGAAAUAUUAAUAAUGUGAGUUGUUGGAGUUUGUUUGGGAUUUGGGGGGGUUGUUUUGGAUGGGGGGAGAUUUUUUAAAACACUAAACUUCUGAAAUUUAGUACUGUUUGGGGUACAUUAUUUCCUGCAGGAGGUAUAAAGGCUGAGUGUUCAUAUGCCAGACACUUUUUUCAAGUGGGCUCCAGAAAACAUGGUUGUUUUUAACUGGGUUUAAAGCUUGGCCUUCUAUAUGAAUUCAUUGUUGGACCACAGAUCUGCUUAGUAGAGAACUGUAAUCCCAACCUAAACUUUUCUAAGAAGAUUUUACAAUAACUACAUUUUUCAAGUGAAUUGGAUUAUCCCUUCUAUCACUCACAGGUGAUUUUUAUCAUCAAGGGUGAUGUAUUGAUAUUUUAUCAGGAUAGUUUCUUUUACAGUGUUUCAUGUGCACAAUGCCAGUUAUUUUUUUGUUAUUCAUUUUCAUUAUUUUUGCUCAGUAUGAGAUUCAGGAUCACAUUUGUUUAAAAGAGAGUCUACGUAUGUAUGUAUGCAUGUAUGUAUUUUAUUAUAAGGCAUACAGAAUAAUUUUCAAAGGGAAAAAGGUGAAAGACUGAGAUGCUGGGAAUUUUAAGUAUCAAAACUUUCCUUCCUACUUAACCUUCCUUUAUUACAAACAUUUUUCUCUAAACUUACUAUAGGUCCUUACGAUGAAACCAUAUUUUGUCAGUAGUUGAUCAAGCAGUUUUGUGAGAGCUCUUUUAUGCAAUAAUGCAUUUAGCUUUUGAAAUAAAUGUUGAGUUACAAAAACAGUUUGAAGGUGAAAUGCCUUAGAGUUUUAACAAAAAACUGGCACUUGAACAAAGGCUGUGUGUUGGAUGUUACAAACUCAUGAGGCAUCAUGAAUUUCGGCCGUGGCCCAGAGUAAGAAGUGCUUUUUGACUGGUAACUUCUAAUAGACUUCUAUUACUUUGGGCCUCACGUAAAAUUUUUCAGAUUGUAUUCUUGGAGAAUUUUAUGCUUUUUUUUAAUCAUAAGUAUUUCAUACUUGAAUCCAUGAAACUUAAAUAGAAAAUAUUGCUUAUUAGAAUAAUUAGCUAAAAAAUCUAUCCAUUGGAAAGUAGAAGAGCUUUCCCUGAGUGCUUAGUUUUUAAAUUUAGUUUUCUGUUUGGAAAGGAUAGUAAGAGUUCAAAUAUCUUUCUCAUAUAGCACAGUUAGAAAUACCAUUACUUCUGGUUCUGUGGAAAGUGACAUGAGCUGGAAGAGGGCAAUAUGUGGCCUGUGCUAGUGAUUUUAUCUCCCAGCAUAGCCCACACUGGGCACUGAGAAGAGGCCCUCUGCAUAACCAGCAUAGCAGUAUUACUCUGUAGACCUUGCACAUCUGACUUUUGUUUUAAUUUUCUUGUUUAUUUCUCUUCAGAAAUAAGUGUUUUUAACAGUGUAUGUGCUUUUUAAAAAACACUGUGGAUGAAAACCCUGUGGAUUUUUUAUUACGUUUUCUGUUUGUCAUAAAUAAGCUAAAGUAGAUAAGUUUCUGUGGAGAUAACGCACCUGGAAGUCAGAGCCUGACAGCCCACAGUUUUGCCAAAGAGAGAGCUCCACUGGAAGAUGUGUUUGAUAUUUUCAGCGCUAAACGUGAGGCUGCUUGUGCAGAGUGAGAACAGUGCUGAGGUUUGGUGACUAAGUCCAUGUAUAGAUCUGUGGCCUCUGACCGACUGAAACUGAACCGUGCAGCGGAAGUCACCAUUAUUUUUCUGUCUUCAAAUUUGUCCAUUCAAAAGAUUGCUCAUUGCUUUUUAAGAUGAAUUUAGCAUUUGAAGCAAAGACCAGUGAAGGAAGUGAAUUAAAGUAGUAUAGGUGAAUUUUUUAUCUGUAAUUCACCAAAUGAGACCUAAUAAUAAUUCAAGCAAAAAUAAAUGUUACCAAAAUAUAUUAAAUAUUUAGGCAGUAUAUUAGUGGGAAGGUGAAAUUUUUCUCCUCUUGUUAAGCCUGCCCUUAAUAAAUUUGUAAAGUAGCGACUCAAAAGCUUGAAAUUUCCACCAAUAUUAAGCUCAUUUGUUUCUCUCCAAGUCAAGAAGACCUCAUUGGAAAUUCCAUUAUAAUUUAAAUUUAAGCUAGUUUUUGAUAAACAUAAUGAUUGGUAUAUUAUCCAGCCUGGUGUAAUAGUAUAAUACCACCCAAAAUACAGUUUGAGGCACAUCUUAUUUAACAGUUUGUUUGAACAUGGAAGCUUAUUUUUCAUGAGGAAGUAACAUAACAGUUUUUAAAAUACAACUAUAAAAAUAACUGCUGACCUUGAAGAGCACUGUUUUUGGUCUCAUGCCCCCUCUUUGUUUGAGUUCUGCUUAUUUUUUUCAGAGGCUUUAUUUUUACCAUACCUCCAAACUGUAAGAAUUAAAAGAACCGAUCAAACACA
Molecule: messenger RNA, 5064 nt
Organism: Balaenoptera musculus (blue whale)
Lineage: Eukaryota; Metazoa; Chordata; Mammalia; Artiodactyla; Balaenopteridae
Gene: RALGPS2
Product: Ral GEF with PH domain and SH3 binding motif 2
Exons: 22
Coding region: 344-2095 (583 amino acids)
Biological process (GO): positive regulation of GTPase activity; Ras protein signal transduction
Cellular component (GO): plasma membrane
Molecular function (GO): guanyl-nucleotide exchange factor activity
Source: RefSeq, a predicted model, not a curated record